GGCGCUGAAGAAGGAUUUAUCUCCGUUAGUUGUGCACCAUGUUUAGCAAAUGGUAAACCUCUACCGAAUGAUUCCUUCGUUGAGGAGCCGGGUGAUCUGCUUGAUAAGCCAUAUCACUUCAAGGUCACAAUUAGGAAUGCUGAAAUCCAUAAAGCUCGAUUUAGUAAAGGUAUACUAGUCAAGUACAAAAGUUAUGGCGAAAAAACGCACACCCAAACAGAAACCAUAAAUAAUACAUUAUCACCAGAGUAUAAUCAUACUCAUACUGUGAAUAUAUCAGUUAUUACUCGAGACCAUCUGGAUUGGUUCGAACAAGGUUACCUAACAUUUUAUGUAUAUGGUAAGCAAGAAGAUAGUGUCGCCGAUCCAAGAUUAUUAAAGAUGUCCACAAAGGAAUUACGUGAAAUGGACAGUAUUCAGGAUUUCAACAUACGUAAGGAUUUAGUAAUAACACGUCAAGACAAUGAUGGUAGUGAAAUUUCUCAAUUGAAAUCUGAAAUAUUGGCUCUAAAAAGAAAGCAAACUAUCUUCCAAAAGAAAGAAAAACGCAUUCAAGAACUUUGCCUAGAAUGGGGUAAGAAACCUGUCGAAGAACAAAAUUUCGAAGCAUUCCAUCGAGCUGUUACUGCAGCCUCUAAUCACUAUUCUAAAAAAUUUAAAGCUACAGUGACGAUACUCUCUACGAUAAUUCAAGGUCAGAAAUUGGCCAGACAAUCUCAAGACUUUGGUUCUACUGCGAGUGCUGGAAGCGAUGUUAAAAACAGCAAAGCCUGUAAUAUUCAAUAA
This is a messenger RNA of Trichoplax adhaerens, 786 nucleotides long. RefSeq lists its product as uncharacterized. The transcript is spliced from 5 exons. The annotation marks the transcript as partial. Lineage: Eukaryota; Metazoa; Placozoa; Uniplacotomia; Trichoplacea; Trichoplacidae. The record is from RefSeq and is a predicted model, not a curated record.